AUUGCAUCAGUUUCUCAGUAUCCUGAGAAUCGAGCCAGUGCAUCGAUGUAAAGCAUCAAACCUCCUUCAUCUGUGAAGACAAUGAGGAAAUGAGGACAGAUUCCCCCAGGAAUAGUGCUUAAGUGAUAAUUGAGUAUCUUGUUAGCAGCACAGAAAUGAAUAACUCAACGAACAUAAACUCUUCCUCUGAAAAUGUAAUAGCUCUGGAGAGCCCCUAUAAAACUAUCGAAGUGGUCUUCAUCGUCUUGGUGGCAGGUUCUCUCAGCUUAGUUACCAUAAUUGGGAACAUCCUGGUCAUGGUGUCAAUCAAAGUCAACAGGCACCUGCAGACUGUCAACAACUAUUUCCUGUUCAGCUUGGCCUGCGCUGACUUGAUCAUAGGCAUCUUUUCCAUGAACCUAUAUACCCUCUACACUGUGAUAGGCUACUGGCCCUUAGGGCCCGUGGUAUGUGACCUCUGGCUGGCUCUUGAUUAUGUGGUCAGCAACGCCUCUGUGAUGAACCUCCUUAUCAUCAGCUUUGACAGAUACUUUUGUGUCACCAAGCCUCUGACAUACCCUGUAAAGCGGACGACUAAGAUGGCAGGCAUAAUGAUUGCAGCUGCAUGGGUUCUCUCCUUCAUCCUGUGGGCCCCUGCAAUUCUCUUCUGGCAGUUCAUUGUAGGGGGAAGGACUGUUCCUGACAAGGAUUGCUACAUCCAGUUUUUUUCCAAUCCUGCUGUCACUUUUGGCACUGCCAUUGCAGCAUUCUAUUUACCUGUUAUAAUCAUGACUGUUCUUUACUGGCAAAUCUCUCGAGCCAGCAAGAGUCGAAUAAAGAAAGGGAAAAAGGAAGCUGCCCAAAACCAGGAUCCAGUUUCCCCCAGCCUUGUCCAAGGUAAAAUAGUAAAACCAAACAAUAACAACAUCCCAACUAGUUCAGAUGGGCUGGAACAUAAUAAAAUUCAGAAUGGAAAAACUGCUGGAGAGAGUGUGAUGGAAAACUGUGUUCAAGGGGAGGAGAAGGACAGCUCCAAUGACUCCACCUCAGUGAGUGUUGUCCCUUCCAACAUAAAAGAGGAUGAAGCUGCCAAAGAUGCCAGCCAGACUUCUGCCUCCCAAGACCACCUCAAAGUGGAGAACUCCAAGCUGACAUGCAUCAGGAUAGUAACCAAGUCCCAAAAGGGUGACUGCUGUGCUCCCACCAACACUACUGUGGAAAUUGUAGGCACUAAUGGGGAUGAGAAGCAGAAUAGUGUAGCCCGGAAAAUAGUCAAGAUGACAAAGCAGCCAGCCAAAAAGAAACCACCACCUUCUAGAGAGAAAAAAGUGACAAGGACCAUUUUAGCCAUCCUCCUAGCUUUCAUCAUCACCUGGACCCCAUACAAUGUUAUGGUGCUCAUCAACAGCUUCUGUGCAUCCUGCAUCCCUGGUACUGUAUGGACCAUAGGUUAUUGGCUCUGUUACAUCAACAGCACCAUCAAUCCUGCUUGUUAUGCGCUCUGCAAUGCCACAUUCAAGAAGACCUUUAAGCACCUUCUUAUGUGCCAUUACAAGAAUAUAGGAGCAACAAGGUUUCAUCGUCCUGCUGAUAAGAAACGAUUGCUUACUACUAAGUCUUGCAAAACUGACUUCAAUUUUCCAGCAAGUAUGAGAAUGCUUUAUUCCAGGCAUGUCUAAUCCACUGGCCACAUAAGCCCCAGGAGAGCUCAUACUGCAGCCUGCCCCUUCCCCGCACUAUCAUGGUGGUGGUUCUUCCCUUCUGAGCGGUCCAGCUAAGACCUGGGCACACAUCCAUCUCUUAGCAACAACCAAUAUAUCAGUGUCUCAGCUGAACCCAGGACAAGUGGAAGGUACAGUACAGUGCUAACUCAAGACAUGGCAAAUAAUUUUAUACAUUUUUUAUGCUUUGGCUGAACACAGUCUUUCGAACAACAAAAAAUAGGCAGUCUUGAUUUCUGUCUUCAUAAAGGAAUUUGAGAACAGGUUUCAAGACUGAAGAGAAUUUAAUCAAUUUUUGUGUAUACUUGCAACUCCGUUUUCAGUCAAAAAAUACAAUACCUACAAAUUUUCAAAUGAAAUGUAUAGAGUUGCCAUCAGACAUUCAACUCAAAAAUUUGAUCAUGUCUUUUCAUUAGACUUUUGUCAGACCUAUCUUAGCAGGGAAAACUAGUCCUCACUUCACAAUCACACCUUAUAUUUGUCACCACUUUUUGGCAGUAUAUACAUUUGUGAGCAACUAUUCUCAAGGAUGAAGUGGAGGAGGAGCAACAUUUCAUCAAAAAAUAGCUGAUGAGCACCUUGAAAAAUCAGUAAGAAUCGCAAAUGCUUCCAUCAAACCAGACAUUGAUGCAUCAGUUUCACAAAACAAAGUCACCUCACACCUCACUAGUUUUAUGCUUUGUUUCUCCCUUUUUUUUUUUUUUUUAUUUCAGUAAAAAAGAAAAUAUAUAUUACAAAAUAAUAAUAAUAAUAAUUUUUGUUACCUACUUACAUUAACUAUAUUACAUAUUUUGUAUACAGCCCAAGAUAAUUCCUCUUCAUUCAGUCUCAGGAAAGACAAAAAGUUGGGCACCCAUGCUUUAUUCUGUUCUUUGAAGCUGCCACUUGUUCAUAAAUUAUGAGUUCCUCCAAUAGCUGAGGACAUUUCUAUAGGUUAAGAAGUGUAAGCUAUUGAUUACAAUUAUACUUUUCAUCCUGUGACUGUGACUUCAUAAUGCUCAACGUAUCUUUAGGAAAAAAAUUUAUUUUGGGGCCAGUGUUCAUAAAACAACUAAAAAAAAAGAGAAAGAAAAAGAAAAA
Molecule: messenger RNA, 2780 nt
Organism: Centrocercus urophasianus (Greater sage-grouse)
Lineage: Eukaryota; Metazoa; Chordata; Aves; Galliformes; Phasianidae
Gene: CHRM2
Product: cholinergic receptor muscarinic 2
Exons: 4
Coding region: 156-1658 (500 amino acids)
Biological process (GO): adenylate cyclase-activating adrenergic receptor signaling pathway; regulation of heart contraction
Cellular component (GO): plasma membrane
Molecular function (GO): G protein-coupled acetylcholine receptor activity
Source: RefSeq, a predicted model, not a curated record